AAGACUUCCAAGUCAAUCAAGUUCUUUAACAAAUCACGAUCUUUCCCCUUCCCUCCCUUCCCCUCCCUUCCAGAACCCUCUUUCAUUUUUCCGACGCUUUCAAGUUCUUCUUUCAUGGCGUCCGAUCUCGAAGCCAGGGCUAAGGAGGCGUUUAUCGAUGACCAUUUCGAACUUUCCGUCGAGCUCUACACUCAGGCCAUCGCUCUUAGUCCCAAGAAAGCCGAGCUUUACAUUGACCGCGCUCAGGCCAACAUCAAACUCGGCCAUUACACUGAGGCUGUCGCUGAUGCUAACAAAGCAAUUGAACUUGACCCUUCAAAUUCAAAAGCAUACUUGCGCAAAGGCACUGCGUGUCUGAAGCUCGAGGAAUAUCAAACAGCGAAGGUUGCCUUGGAGACAGGUUCUGCUAUGGCCUCAGGAGAUUCAAGAUUCUCAAGUUUAAUAAAAGAAUGUGAAAAACUCAUUGCCGAGGAAAUGGGCGAUCUUCCGCAGGAAUCUGUUGAAGAAACUGUUCAGGAACCUGUUUUACCAACAAAUAAUGUUGUACAUGUGAGUGAUCAAUUGCAUCAGGCAACAGUUGAAGCCAAACCGAAAUUCAGGCACGAAUUUUAUCAGAAGCCAGAAGAAGUGGUCGUGACCAUAUUUGCAAAGGGCAUACCAGCUGAAAAUGUUGCUGUUGAAUUUGGUGAACAAAUUUUGAGUGUUACUAUCAAUCUUCCUGGUGAAGAUACAUAUCGUUUCCAGACUCGUUUAUUUGGGAAGAUAAUACGCGAGAAGUGCAAAUUUUUGGUUUUAUCUACGAAAAUUGAAAUUCGUCUAGCAAAGGCUGAGCUAAUAACCUGGACGAGUCUUGAAUUCAAAAAGGAUAAUAGAAUUACCCAGAGCAUUAGUGUCCCCGCUAGUGGAUCUCAGAGGCCUUCUUACCCCUCCUCUAAGCCCAAAAGAGAUUGGGAUAAAAUUGAAGCUGAAGUGAAAAAGGAGGAGAAAGACGAAAAACUAGACGGGGAUGCAGCUUUGAACAAGUUUUUCCGAGACAUAUACAAGGACGCCGACGAGGAUACGAGAAGGGCCAUGCAAAAAUCAUUUGUGGAGUCGAAUGGCACGGUCCUGUCCACGAACUGGAAGGAGGUCGGGACGAAGAAGGUGGAAGGUAGCCCUCCAGAUGGUAUGGAGUUGAAGAAAUGGGAGAUCUGAUGAAAAGAGAGAGCAUAAUAUUUCCCAUUGGUUUGUUGAUGAUGCUUAAUGAUUUCUUAUCAGUUUGCAGUUUUGGUUUUGUCUACGAUGAUUUCUGUAAAACCAACAACCAAGUGUUCGCUUAUUUUCUUGCGUUUGCAACUCUUAUGUUUGUAUUCAGAAAUUGAUUGAGAAAUGCCUCCAUUACAUCUAAUUAUUUUUA
This is a messenger RNA of Cucurbita pepo subsp. pepo (vegetable marrow), 1396 nucleotides long. RefSeq names its product protein SGT1 homolog. NCBI's taxonomy places the organism in Eukaryota, Viridiplantae, Streptophyta, Magnoliopsida, Cucurbitales, Cucurbitaceae. Gene Ontology annotation, molecular function: protein-folding chaperone binding. The record is from RefSeq and is a predicted model, not a curated record.